Lutra lutra (Eurasian river otter) is the source of this 2469-nucleotide messenger RNA. RefSeq names its product leucine rich repeat containing 31 (gene LRRC31). Gene Ontology annotation, molecular function: protein binding. The transcript has 9 exons. The coding region runs from base 72 to 1769 and encodes 565 amino acids. NCBI's taxonomy places the organism in Eukaryota, Metazoa, Chordata, Mammalia, Carnivora, Mustelidae. The record is from RefSeq and is a predicted model, not a curated record.
UUCUCAGUAAUCCUAGAAACAGAAAACAACAGGAAGAUGUCUUUCUGAGACAGGCCCCCUUCAACUUGACCAUGAGUCAAACACAGAAGAAGAAUUCCUCAAAUGGAGAAACUAAACCCCGGACCUCAUUUGUCAACAAAUUCCUCAGGGGCUCAAAAUUCAUGUCCUCCAAACCUGAAAGCAGAAAAGAGAGCAAUGACCUUGAAACAACUGAUUUCCAACCCUGCAACGAGGCACAGAAAACAGCCACCUUAGAUACUGCUCAGCCUCUCACUUCAGAAACGGAAUGGGGACCCAACAUGGAGGAAAAGGAGCAGUUCCUGCAGAAGCUGGGCAGAACGGCCGUGGACAAGUGUCUAGAUCUGAACAACUGCAGGCUGACGUCGGCCGACUUGAGGGAAGCGGUUGCUUUGCUGCCUCUUCUCCCAGACUUGGAAAAACUGGAUAUUUCCUGGAAUGAUUCUGUAGGUGGAAACCUCCAUUCAGUCACACAGCACCUGCAUCUCCUCAGCAAGUUAAAAAUCCUGAGGCUGGGAAGUUGCAGACUUACCACGGAUGAUGUGCAAGCCCUGGGAGAAGCACUCGGGGGCAUAACUGACCUGCAGGAGCUGAACUUGUCCUGGAACAGUGAAGUGGGGGGGCACUUGCCUCUGACCCUCCGGAAGUUCCAAGAAGGGAGCAAGAUACAAAUGCUUGAGCUUGUGGAUUGUGACCUCACAUCUGAAGAUGGGGCAUUUGUGGGUCAGUUGCUACCCAUGAUGCAAAAUCUCGAAGUCCUUGACCUUUCCCUUAACAGAAAUAUCGGUGCCAGUCUGAACAGUAUUGCUCAGGGAUUAAGAAGUACCUCAAAUCUGAAAGUACUGAAGUUACACUCAUGUGGGCUAUCACAAGAGAGUGUCAAACUGCUGGAUGCUGCUUUUAGGUACUUGGGUGGACUGAAGAAAUUAGACCUUUCCUGCAACAGGGAACUGGGGGGAGGUUUUGAAGACUCAUCAGCUCCGCUGGCCACGUUGGAGCAUCUAGAAGUUUUGGAUCUUCACCAGUGCUCACUCACGGCCAAUGACGUGGCAUCGCUGACCCAGGUAAUCCCUUUACUCUCCAGUCUUCAAGAGUUGGAUUUAUCUGCCAACAAGAAGAUGGGCAGCUCUUCUGAAAACCUCCUCAGCCGGCUCCGAUUUUUACCAGCACUGAAGUCCUUACUCAUCAACAGCUGUGCUCUGGAGAGUGAGACGUUUACUGCCCUGGCUGAAGCCUCUGCUUACCUCCACGCUCUGGAAAUAUUCGACCUCUCUUGGAAUAAAUGUAUUGGUGGCAACCUGAAGCUGCUUCUGGAAACACUGAAGUUCUUAGCGUCCCUUCGCGUGCUGAGACUGAGCAGCUGUGGCCUGGUGACGGAGGACGUGGCUCUCCUGGCAUCGGUAAUACAUUCAGGUCACCUGGCCAAGCUACGGGAGCUCGACCUGAGCUAUAAUGACGGCAUCUGUAAUGCAGGAUGGGCCAUCUUCUGCCAAAAUGUGUGGUUCCUCAAAGAGCUGACCGAGCUGGAUAUUAGCCUUCGGCCAUCAAUUUCUCGAGAUUGUGGACAAUGGUUUGGACACUUGUUAAAGGCUAUCACCAAACUUUCCAAGAUCACGGAGAUAGGAAUGAGAAGAUGGAUCCUCCUCACUUCACAGGAGGAAGAACUAGAACAUUUUUACCAAGAUCACAGACACAGCAUUCACUUUGACCUCGGUGAGUUUCAGGAAGCUGAUUUCCCAAGGCUUAACUAAGCUAUAAACCAUUAUCUGAAGGAGGAAAAGAACAUGAAUGAAUCUUAGUGUAAUCAAAGGCGUAUCAGCUUCUGGGCUGUUUAAUGGGAUUGAUGUUAAUGAAAGUUGUGUAAAUAUGUAGAUGGUAAUCUAAUGUAAGUACAACUUUACUUUCCAAUGGCAAAGAUUAUGUGUUUCCAUGGAGUUUCAUUUAUUCCAGACAUAUAGUUCACUUAGUGUUUAGAAGGCCUGCCAAAAAUGUUUAGAAUCUGGUAAUACCUUUUUUCUUGACCUAGAAUUUUCUCUGUCUUCUUUUCCCAUGUGAUAAAUGUUCUAAAUACAAGUGCGUGUGUGUGUAUGUGUAAGUGUGUGCGUGAAAUUCUAAUGUGAAAGGCACUAGCUAUGAUAGUUUCAUGCUAUCUUUACUAUUAUAUGUGUCUUAAUGUAAUCUAUUUGCAUUUUUGUCAGAAAGUAUACUCUUCCCUGGUUUAUUAUUUUAUGUUCUGGUGCUUUUUAUCUCAGAUAUAAACCAUGAACACUAAUAAUGGUCACAGACAUAUAAAUCUUAAUAAAAAGUGGUCAAACUUUGAAACCCAGUAUCAAAAACACAUCUUAAUAAAAUAAAGUAAAACCUUUUAUUGCUAAAAUAAAAUAACAUUAGCUCUGGGCACUUUUUGGUAUGGACUAUUCUAUGUAAAAUCUAUUUAAUUUGUUAAUUAAA